AUGCACUCCUCUUUUAAUGAGGUCUUAACUGAUGGGCCAGAGGUUGAAAGCCCACCCAUCGCCAAGGACCGAGGGAGCCCACCCAUCGCCAAUGACCGAGGGAGCCCACCCAUCGCCAAUGACCGUGGGAGCCCACCCAUCGCCAAUGACCAUGGGAGCCCACCCAUCGCCAAUGACCGAGGGAGCCCACCCAUCGCCAAUGACCGUGGGAGCCCACCCAUCGCCAAUGGCCGAGGGAGCCCACCCAUCGCCAAUGACCAUGGGAGCCCACCCAUCGCCAAUGACCGAGGGAGCCCACCCAUCGCCAAUGACCGUGGGAGCCCACCCAUCGCCAAUGGCCGAGGGAGCCCACCCAUCGCCAAUGGCCGAGGGAGCCCACCCAUCGCCAAUGACCGAGGGAGCCCACCCUGGCCAUAUCACAGUGACAGCCUAACCAAGGCCAGGGUGGGACAGGACAGGACAGAGAUGGCUGGCCCUCCUGAAAAUCCAGGCCCUCUUGGAAACCCUGGACCUCUUGGAAACCCUGGACCUCUUGGAAACCCAGGCCCUCCUGAAAAUCCAGGCCCUCCAGGAAACCCAGGCCCUCCAGGAAACCCUGGCCCUCCAGGAAACCCUGGCCCUCUUGGAAACCCUGGCCCUCUUGGAAACCCAGGCCCUCCUGGAAACCCUGGCCCUCCAGGAAACCCAGGCCCUCCAGGAAACCCUGGCCCUCCAGGAAACCCUGGCCCUCCUGGAAACCCAGGCCCUCCAGGAAACCCUGGCCCUCCAGGAAACCCUGGCCCUCUUGGAAACCCUGGCCCUCUUGGAAACCCAGGCCCUCUUGGAAACCCAGGCCCUCCAGGAAACCCAGGCCCUCCAGGAAACCCUGGCCCUCCAGGAAACCCUGGCCCUCCUGGAAACCCAGGCCCUCCAGGAAACCCUGGCCCUCCAGGAAACCCUGGCCCUCUUGGAAACCCAGGCCCUCCAGGAAACCCAGGCCCUCCAGGAAACCCAGGCCCUCCAGGAAACCCUGGCCCUCCAGGAAACCCUGGCCCUCCUGGAAACCCUGGCCCUCCUGGAAACCCUGGCCCUCUUGGAAACCCAGGCCCUCCUGGAAACCCAGGCCCUCCAGGAAACCCAGGCCCUCCAGGAAACCCUGGCCCUCCUGGAAACCCUGGCCCUCCUGGAAACCCUGGCCCUCCUGGAAACCCAGGCCCUCCUGGAAACCCUGGCCCUCUUGGAAACCCUGGCCUUCUCGCAACCAACCUCACCACACCUCGCCACACCACAUCACACCACGCCUCGCCACACCACACCUUGCCACACCACACCUCGCCACAUCACACCACGCCACACCUCGCCACCCCACAUCACACCUCUCCACACCACACCUCGCCACACCACACCUCACCACAUCACACCACGCCACACCACACCUCGCCACACCUAGCCACGCCACACCACACUGACUAA
Messenger RNA from Salmo salar (Atlantic salmon), 1452 nucleotides. Lineage: Eukaryota; Metazoa; Chordata; Actinopteri; Salmoniformes; Salmonidae. The record is from RefSeq and is a predicted model, not a curated record.